AUGCGACCUGUUCCGGACCUGCCGCCUUUCUCUCGAAAGUCCACCUUCGACCCCCCUCUCCAACCGGACCCUACUCCAGAGAACCAUGGAGACCACAAGGAGAGUAUGUAUGGGGUGCAGAGCCUAGGUGAAACACUAUCCCGGUCGGAGCUACCUGCAAGCGACCAACCGGACCUAGCCCCGAGCAAAUCGUUGCAGGAGGAUGACUUGGAAGAGUCAAAGAACGCCCCACGACGCUCAACCUUGAAGCCCUUUGACUCUGCGACUCGGGACUCGUCGAUGCGACCAUCGCUCACUGGUGCAGCAUCUCGACCAUUAAAUUCACUUCACCCUGAUGAACCAUCUUCACUGCCUAGUAGCCCCAUAUCAAUCUCCAACCAAUCACUCCGACCCCUCGACGACAUUUCGAUCACAGAUGAAAUCGGUAGCCAAAUGAUCGAGUCAGACGAAGAGGACCGGCCGGGGUUUUCGCCGCGCCUGGGGCCCCAUGCAGCCUCGCAACUUAUUAUGCCAAGCAUAAAAAUGCCCAGUCGCCGGCCCUUUACAGAGAAAGGAAAGGCCAUGGGCCGGUUCAAGAUUCUUCUGGCUGGUGCACCAGGCUCCGGUAAAACCUCUUUGAUCAAAUCCAUUGUUCAAACUUGCGAAGAUAUCGUACACGUUGAUUCACUUCCUUCGGUGGAUUCCUCUUUAGAGAGGCGCCGGUCCUCACGCCCCCACUCUGGAUCAGUCCCCACUCGCGGGGCCGCUAUGACGGAGAUCUACGCUAGUACGAAGCCCUAUCCUUCGUGGUGGUCAGACCUCGAAGACUCGCGCGUGCUGCGGCGUCGGAAGAGCAUUGGGGAGAUUGUGCUGGAGCGGAAUCUUUGCUUUGUUGACCAACCUGCUACGUCGCUGAGCCGGGCGGGUCAAACCGAUGCGGUUCUGCAGUACAUGCGACAGCAGCUCCAGCGCGCAAUAACAGCCCUUGCCGUUCCUGGUAUUGAUUUUCAGAAUCUUCUGGCAGGGAAUGGUGGCUCCCAGGUGGACGCUAUCCUAUAUUUGAUAUCACAUGACACCUUAACGACAGAUGUGCAGUGUAUUUGCAAGCUCAGCGAGCUAAGCAAUGUCAUACCGGUUAUAGCCAAGGCGGAUACUCUGUCCUCCGAGGAAGUCACGUCCCUGAAGACCAAAUUCCAUGAGCAGGCUCAGAAUGCCGGAAUCAAGCCCUUCAUGUUUGGGGACUUGCUACUCGGAGGACUCGAUGGAUUGGAACCCCAGCCCCCAUAUACCGUAUCAUCUGAGAAGACCAUUGAUAUGGAAAUCAUGGAUGCCAGUACCCUCAUGAGCCCUGAUUACGUCCAACCUCUUAGUACAUCUGAGCUCGACAUCUUGGUGCGAAAGCUGUUUAAUCGGGAUAACCUCGCUUGGAUGCGGCACUCGGCCGCCAAAAAGUUGAUGCAGCGACGCAGCGAAUUUCCUCCUAUCCCGCCAACAACGACACCGCUUCGUAAUGCGCUUUCCGGCACUACUGCAGGGUGGCGGGCCAUUUCAAGCUCGUCCAUGGAUACAUCAAUUUCAUUUGGGGAAUCUGCACCAAGUUAUGCAAUGGCACGGAUUUCAGACUACACGAAACACGAAGAAAACAUGGCCCAGGUUCGGCUGGCACACUGGGCAACAGACCUACAGCGAAGCCUCCAAAAUGAACGUGACCGAUACGCAUCACUGGCCCAAGGUGAUCGUGCUAUCUGGCUCACUGAGAGACUGAGUGAAUGCGUCGUGGAUGGUUCACUUGUGCCUAUCUCGAAAACCCCCGGUUUUUGCGGACUCCAGAUUCCCACCCAUGAAAAGGGAUCCGGUGCUUUACAUGCCUUGAAAACUCACCCGGGCCUCCCUUCAACUUACCGUGUUGCUAGUCUGAGUACCCAUGACCCUCUGGGCGUGGUUGGCUGGAUCGACGACCUCGGACGACACGGCUGGGCAAUAAUGCAAGUCGUGGGCGGCGUUGGGGUUGUAGGUGGACUAGCCUUCUGGCUUGCUCGUACAUGGGGACUUCCAUCACGCACCUUAUCUGAACUGCAAGUGGAGUACUGGUUUGGGAGUCUCGAUCGAUGA
This is a messenger RNA of Penicillium longicatenatum, 2091 nucleotides long. RefSeq lists its product as uncharacterized. Gene Ontology annotation, molecular function: GTPase activity; molecular adaptor activity; GTP binding. Gene Ontology annotation, biological process: cytoskeleton-dependent cytokinesis. Gene Ontology annotation, cellular component: septin ring; septin complex; cell division site. Lineage: Eukaryota; Fungi; Ascomycota; Eurotiomycetes; Eurotiales; Aspergillaceae. The transcript is spliced from 4 exons. The record is from RefSeq and is a predicted model, not a curated record. The coding region runs from base 1 to 2091 and encodes 696 amino acids.